Messenger RNA from Cladocopium goreaui, 1164 nucleotides. The record is from the annotation of a GenBank genome assembly. Lineage: Eukaryota; Dinophyceae; Suessiales; Symbiodiniaceae.
AUGGACCUGGUGCAUUCCAGCUAUGUGACCUGUAGCCGUGGCCCCUGCGUCCGUCAUCACCGUGCUGUGGCACGUGUGGUGCGGCGCGCGGAGGAUGACGUCAGCCGGCGUGGCCCGCUGUCGGUUGCGGCUCUGGCCCUGGGUGCCCUGGCGGUGGACGCGUCGCUGCGGCGCAGCGCACGCUAUGCGCCCGCGGGACCGGUGAUUUGGCCGCCCAAGCUGUUCAAAGAGACGCUGAGGAAAGAGCUUGUCAAAGGAGAGAUCUGGGGGAUCGAGCAAGUGAUUGCAUUCUUCACGGUCUCGGCCAACAUCCGCAUGUUGGUGGUUCGCCUUCAAGAUGGCAAACUGUGGGUGUGUGGUCCUAUCGCUCCCACGCAGGAGUGUUUGAAUCUCCUGGAUGAACUGGGGGAGGUGGGGCAUUUGGUGGUGCCUGGAACGGCCUUGGAACACAAAUCCUCUUUGGCGGACUUUGCGCGUAUCUAUCCCAAGGCCUCCGUCUGGGUUUCACCGGGCCAGGGUGCCUCACCCACGGAUCCGCCUUUGGGACCGCGCAUCGAUGGUGUACUUGGAAGGUCCUCAGCGCCGUGGGAGAAUGAGAUCGAAUGCAAGGUCUUCUAUGUGGCACCACCUGAAACCGCUGGAACCUAUGCAGAGACUGCCUUCUUUCACAAGAAGACAAAGACGCUUCUGUUGACUGAUGCGGUCUUGAAGGUUCCCCAGCAGCCGCCUGAAAUCCUGGCAUCCUAUGGUUACGAUGGAACGCCGCGCGAGCUUUCAGAGGCAGAGUGGUACUACAAGUUCUUGGCCUUCAAUUUCCUGGAACUUCGCGGCCAAGAUCGACAAGACUUUGAUGCCUUAGCCAAGGCCAAAGGAGUUGUGAGCCCCAUCUUGCGCUUCACACUGUAUCCCAUUUGUCAAGCCCAGGCCCUCCGCUGGGUCACCUCGGUGGCUGCAUGGCCCUUCCGGCAGGCGCUGGCGGCGCACCUGGCAGAGGGGCCCUUUCCGUUGACGCCACAGGACUUCCUGGAGGCUUUCGGCUUUCUACAGCAGCGCCGCAGCAGCUGGGAACCCGAGGCGGCACAGCUGGUGCGGCUCAGGCAGGCGGCUGAGACCUUGGAUGGUCCACAGGCACUGGAGAGUCCAAUUUGGACACCCUGGCUCUGA